Amphibalanus amphitrite is the source of this 4971-nucleotide messenger RNA. Its product is annotated as rho-associated protein kinase 1-like. Gene Ontology annotation, molecular function: ATP binding; small GTPase binding; Rho-dependent protein serine/threonine kinase activity. The transcript has 29 exons. The record is from RefSeq and is a predicted model, not a curated record. The coding region runs from base 234 to 4217 and encodes 1327 amino acids. NCBI's taxonomy places the organism in Eukaryota, Metazoa, Arthropoda, Thecostraca, Balanomorpha, Balanidae. Gene Ontology annotation, cellular component: cytoplasm; cytoskeleton. Gene Ontology annotation, biological process: Rho protein signal transduction; mitotic cytokinesis; embryonic morphogenesis.
ACGUAAAUAUGCCUGUGUGAAGCGUUGAUUGAAAAUGUUUUGUGAUGGGAGUGGUUCGCUCUUUGAACUUUUCAUUGUGAUUUUCUGAUAAAUGUGAUUCGAAUUUAGUGCUGAAUGUCUAUUAUAGUUCAGCGAUAUAUUCCUGCUCCCUCAUAUUGUGACAGUCUAGGGAACUCCAAAGGAGUAGGCGAAGCAGGGAGACUUCAAGACCGCCUUCCACCCGAGCUGCGGCGAUGAGUCUGGAGGACCGGGUUCGCGACCCGGACCGGCGCGGCCGGCUGCAGCAGCUCGAGAGCGACCUCACCAACCCGCGCUCGGUGCUCAAUGUCGACUGUCUGCUGGACUCGGUACAGGCCCUGGUCGCCGACAGCGACCACCCGGCCAUCAAACGCAUCAAAAACAUCGACUCAUUCCUCAACCGGUACUCGUCAGCGGCGCACACGAUCGAGAGUCGCCGGAUGCGAGCCGUGGACUUUUCGCUGAUCAAAGUGAUCGGGCGGGGAGCGUUCGGCGAGGUUCAGCUGGUACGACACAACUCGACUCGGCAGGUGUACGCCAUGAAGCUGCUCAGCAAAUACGAGAUGAUCAAGCGGUCGGACAGCGCCUUCUUCUGGGAGGAGCGUGACAUCAUGGCGCACGCCAACUCGGACUGGAUCGUCAAGCUGCACUACGCGUUCCAGGACGGCCGCUACCUCUACAUGGUCAUGGAUUACAUGCCUGGCGGUGAUCUAGUCAACCUGAUGUCCAACUACGACGUACCGGAGAAGUGGGCGCGCUUCUACACCGCCGAGGUGGUGCUGGCGCUCGAUGCCAUCCACUCCAUGGGAUUCGUACACCGGGACGUGAAGCCGGACAACAUGCUGCUCGACCAGCACGGACACCUGAAGCUGGCCGACUUCGGAACGUGCAUGAAGAUGGACAAGGACGGCCUGGUGCGCUCGGACACUGCGGUCGGCACGCCCGACUACAUCUCCCCGGAGGUGCUCAAGUCGCAGGGCGGUGACGGCGUGUACGGCCGCGAGUGCGACUGGUGGUCGGUCGGCGUCGUCCUCUACGAAAUGCUGGUCGGAGACACGCCAUUCUAUGCAGAGAGUCUGGUGGGCACCUACGGCAAGAUCAUGGACCACAAGAACGCACUCCAGUUCCCCGACGACGUGGAGCUCACCAACGACGCCAAAAACCUGAUCUGCGGCUUCCUCACGGACAGGAGUCAGCGCCUGGGUCGGGACGGCGUGGCCGAAAUCAAGGCGCACCGGUUCUUCCUGGACGAUAACUGGACCUACGAUACCAUCCGGGAGUGCCCGCCGCCCAAGGUGCCAGAGCUGGCCGGCGACGACGACACGAGCAACUUUGACGACGUGGAGACGGAGGACACUCAACAGGAGGACUUUCCGACCCCGAAGGCGUUCGCCGGCAACCACCUGCCGUUCGUGGGCUUCACCUACUCGCAGGAUUACCAGCUGCUUGGAGGUGGCGGUGCGCGGACGGCCCAGCAGGACCACGUGGACGGUGGCCACGGUUCUGUGGAGCGCGAGCGUCAGGCGCGCGCCGAGGCCGAGCACAAGUACCGCGUGACUCUGACUCAGCUGGAGGCUCUGACCGACCACGAGUCACGACUCAGAGAGGAGAAGGCGGAUGUGGAGCGGCGACUCGCCUCCACCAUGCACGACCUCAAAGAGGCGGGCCGGAAGGCCGACCUGGAGCUGGACACCCGCCGGAAGCUGGAGCAGAAGGUGGCAGAGCUGCAGCGUCUGGUCGAGGAGGAGCAGAGCCGGCGGACCCGGGACGCCAUGUCCUCCAACAUCAACUCGGAGCGCAGCCAGGCCCUCGAGAAGCAGCUCAACGAGCUCAACGACAAGCUGAAGGCGGAGACGGACGCCGGCCUGCGGCUCAAGAAGCAGCUGACCGAGAAGGGCGCGCUGCUGGCCGCUCAGGAGCAGACUGUCCGCGAGCUCACCGAGAGGUUAUCCAGUGUGCAGAAUGUGCGUAACGGCCUGGAGACGGAGCUGCUGGCCACACAGGAGCGGCUCGCGCAGGAGAAGGCCAAGAGCGCUCAGGCUAACGAGCUCAGCCAGGACCUCGAGCGCCGGCGGGCGGCGGCGCAGGCCGAGGCCGACCGUCUGGCGGAGCGCGAGGCGGCGCUGCAGGCGGACGCGCGCCUCCAGGCCGACCGGCACGUGGAGCUGGAAAAACAGACGGCCUCACUGCAGCUGGAGCUGCGGGCGCUCAGUGCCAAGUACGAGCAGGAGUCGCGGUCACUGCGCGAGCUGCGCCAGCGGCGCACCGCCAACCAGCAGGAGGCCAACGUCGAGCUGGUCAAGUCCCAACUGAACGAGGAGCGGGUGGCCAGGCAGCGCGCCGAGGGCACCCUCCAGGAGCGAGAGCGGCAGAUGUCCAUGUUGAACGUGGACUACAAGAACAUCCAGCACCGGCUGCAGAAGCUGGAGGGCGAGUACCGCCAGGAGGUGGAAAAGGUGAAGGCGCUGAACGUGCAGGUGGAGCAGGAGGCGCAGAAGCGCUCUUUCCUGCAGAACGACUUCACGAUGCAGUCGUCCCAGAUGUCGCUGCUGCAGUCGCGGGUGACGCAACUGCAGCGUGAGCUGACCGAGGCUCGGCAGGCGCGGGCCGAGCUGCUGGAGCAGCUGCAGCGGCUGCGCGCCACCCGGCAGGUGGACGAGCUGCAGACCAAGGAGCUGGCCGACCAGCUGGAGGCCGAACAGUACUUCACGGCGCUGUACAAGACGCAGUCCCAGGAGCUGCGGGACGAGCUGGACGAAAAGACCCGGCUCUGCGGCGAGCUGGACGAGGAGCGCACCAGCCUGGCGCACCAGCUACAGAUCGCCCUCUCCCGCGCCGACUCCGAGGCGCUGGCCCGCUCCGUCGACCAGGAGACCAUCGCCGAACUCGAGAAGGAGAAGACGGUGCAGAGUCUGGAGGUGCGGGAGCUGCGGAACGAAAUGAACAACAAGGAGCGCUCCGUGACCCUGGCCAAAGACAAGGAGAAUGAGUACAUCCGAUCGCUGGACCAGCUGCGCACUCACAACGACGAGCUGCAGCGGCGCGUCGAGAAACUCGAGCUCGAGCGUCGCUCUCCGCCGCCGGACGUAGCCUCCGAGGAGCUGGAGCGGCUCCGAAAACAGGUCAAACAGGAGCAGCUGCUCAAAAUGCAGGCCGUCAACAAACUCGCCGAGAUCAUGAACCGCAAGGACAUCAACUUCGGCGGCCGCGGCAGCAAGUCGGCGCCCAAGAGCUCUGCCGAGCUGCGGAAGAAGGAGAAGGAGUGCCGCCGGCUGCAGCAGGAGCUGACUCAGGAGCGUGAGAACUUUAACCAGACGGUGGCGCGCUUCAAGGAGGACCAACAGGAGACGCAGGCCAUGAUGGCAGAGGAGCUGCAGAACAUGAACAAGCUGCAGAUGGAGCUGGACAGCAAGGACAGCGAGAUCGAACAGCUGCGUCAGAAGCUGGCCAUGGUCAACUCGGAGACGGCCAGUCUCAACAGCGGUGCCGACCUCGAGAACGCCGACGGAGACGAUUCGCGGCUGGAGGGCUGGCUCUCUGUACCCAACAAGCAGAACAUCCGGCGGCAUGGCUGGCGCAAACAGUACGUGGUGGUGUCGUCCAAGAAGAUCAUCUUUUACGGCAGCGAGUCGGAGCGGGAGCGGACCGACCCGGUGAUGGUGCUCGACCUCAGUAAACUGUUCCACGUACGGCCGGUGACUCAGGGCGAUGUGAUGCGCGCAGACCCGCGAGACAUCCCGCGAGUCUUCCAGCUGCUGUACGCCGGCGAGGGCUCGCGCCACCGGCGGGACGACGGCACGGCGGUCACCGAGGCGCCCGCCGUGGCCGAAAAACCCGGCCAGAUGGUCCACAAGGGGCACAACUUUGUGCAGAUCAGCUUCCACAUGCCAGCGGCGUGCGACGCCUGCUCACGGCCGCUGUGGCACAUGUUCAAACCGCCGCCGGCGCUGGAGUGUGAACGCUGUCACAUGCGGAUGCACAGGGAGCACCUGGACAAAAACGAGACAUCCACCGUGGCGCCGUGUAAGCUCAACUUCGACUCCCGUACGGCCAAGGAGCUGCUGCUGCUGGCGCCGUCGCUGGAGGAGCAGAAGCACUGGGUGAUGCUGCUGGGCAAGAGGAUACAGAAGUGUGGCUACAAGGCUAACCAGGCGGCCAGCGACGGCAGCAAGGUGUCUCCCAGACACCCGGCCAACUAGUUACAUGACCGCCGGUCUGGUUUCACGGCAGCUUUGGAUAUAGGGAGUCGACGCGGUCGGCAUAUAAGCCGUUCAGUGUACCGCCCCAGAGCGGUAACAAGUCGGCCACAUUGCCACCUGGUAGCAGUCUGCAGAAGCACAAGUGAUAGCCGAGGCCGCCAGGCGGCAGCGGCCGGUGACCAGCCCACCGCGCUGGGAUCAGUGUGUGACGGCGGUCGGCUGGCGGGCCGGGAACUGCUGAGGCCUGGCCUCCAGUGGUGGACGCGUGUGCCAUGCAUUUUCCUAUCGUGAACGAACCCUUGUGAUAGCAGGAACAAGGCGUCGGUGCCGGGCCGCCGCCGCCCGGCCCCGGUCCCGCCGAACCGGUGCCUUUGAGACGGAACGAGAGAGGGCGCAGCCGGCGGGGACGAGAGCCGCCGCUGCGGAGCGCGCGAGCUCCCAGACCGUGUUGUGCAUACAUUCGUGUAUAUAUAAUUCGCUUAUCAUCAGUGUAGGCGGUUGAAUGAUUUUAUAUUUUCGCAGAUUGCGGAAAGGUGUGUGUCUGUGUGUGGUGGCGCGCGGAGUGGGUGCGGUGCGGUGAUUUUGUAUCUGGGAGUGUACGGGGCGGGCCGCGGAGCGCCGGCCGGCGGACCGGACUGCCGGACCGACCGGCCGGCCGGAUCCCGGCGCCGGCAGAGUGGCCAGCUCAACUUUAUCUACUGUCUGCUUUAUACACGUGACAUCGUUAACAAAUAAACACCUCAUGCCAACUGCG